AUGGAAACGUACAAGCUGGCCCAAGAAUUACAGCUUGUUAUUCCCGAGCUGCACUUCGAGCACAGUCCACAUGUGGUGUUUGAGCAGCCGGCUGAAAGAGAGAGGGCAGAGUCCUCGUGCAUAAGCGUGUUGGCGCUUUUCAAGAACCGCUACGACAUCUUCACUCAUCCACAGGGUCCUCAUCAACGGCUGGAUGAGACGCAUAUCUUUGGAGAACUCGUGAUCGAUGCAGAUAAGGAUCCCGAUGUCGAGCAAAUGCAGGCCGCAAUGGUUCUGCUGGCUAUUCGUGCUCUCGGAAAGUCCAAAGCUGUCCUGCAGCAGAUGCCGCGAGAGAUGAGACGUCCGGAGAAGGCAAUACUUCAGCUUAUGGCCAGCGAGAAGAAUGUCGUGCCAUCAGUCUGGUGGAUAUCUGAACGCGGGGCGAAGUGCAUUGAGAACGCCCUCGAGAUUCAUGAGCUCUUCAACCUUGCCCAAAUGUUGCAAGGCGAAAACCUUCCGGCAAACAUUGUGCAACUGCGCAAGUGCAUAGAGGGGAAAAGUGAAGAGCAGUUCCGCUUCUACAUCCUGUUCUUGCUCGGGUUCAUGAGUGGAAUUGCAGCAGGAACGGGUUCUCGCUUCAUGAACGGCAAGAAUGCAUCUGCAGUCAUCAGUGGCAUUCGUUUGCUGAAACGCCUCAUGGAGUGCUCACCGGCUGCGAUUUAUUGGGGCUACUUGGACGAGAGAGCCCGCAAAUUGAACAUGAACUUCAGUUCUGCGGAGGACCUUGUGCUGGUUCGCCUCUCAUGUUUGGCACGAGUCCAAGACGAGAAAGAUUACCUGCAGCUACGAACGUCAUGGGAUGCGUUAAAAGCACGGGAGCGGAUGGCCUUGAUAGAUCACUUCCUGGCUGAUGGCAUUCAGGAGCAAGCCUUCAUGCUCGAGUUUCUUCCAAACUGCGUUGCGAAUGCGAAGGCCAACCACACAGUGGGCUUUGCGGGACUACUUGGUGUUUUGGUAGAUCUGCUGAACAAUCUGCAUUCGAGCAUAGACUCGAUGCCAAACAUGGACAAGGUCAUCCCAGUUGACCUCUCUGAGAUGGCAGAAUUCAUCGCUGUGGUGCAAAACAGGUUUGUGUUCUUAACCUGCGUUUCGAGAUGCCAGCUGCAGUUUGUUGGCCAGAGAGUUCUGCUGAAGAUGACAGGAGGCAACUGGGGCCGGAUCGCGGAUCCAGACUCGGACAUGACCAGCCUUGCGUACACACUUCAGGACAUUCUGCAAAAGCAAGAGUUCCUGGAGGCACGGCACUUCCCGGUUCUUGUGGCAGCGCUGCUGGCGCCGCUCGCGCUAGUCUUGAGGCCCAGCGACGCUUUCGUUGGGACGUCGCUGGGGGUGCGGCCAGAGGCCCCUCGAGCUGUGCGGCGAGCGGAGCCAGACAACGAGGCAUUGGACGAGGUUGACGAAGAGGAAUACGAGGACGAGGACGAGGAGUUCGAUGAUGAGGAUGAGGAGUCCAGCGUUGCCUUGAAAUCGGACUAUGCCUUCGACGAGGAGCCACCGAAAGCUUGGUACAAUCGCCGCCACAUUGACCGCCACAAGGUAAACAUGAAGUUCUUCGAUAUCUACAAGAAGCCAGUGGACUUCUUCCCGCACCGGCUCCAGGCAGGCGACACGGUGCGCGUCUAUUACUUGGAGGCCAAACCUGGCUCCGGCGACAAGGAGGUCCGGGGACUUCGAUUGUCCAAGGACCAGCUGCGUGAGACCUACUUUGAUGGCACGAUCCUGAACUUCCGGGGGGAGUACCACGCGCGCACGAUGACGGUCCGAGCAAUGAUCGGCAAGGGCCUGUCCUCCGUGGGCUACGAGUUCCAGUUCCCCAUGCACUCACCACUGAUCACCAGGAUUCAGGUAAUGAGGCGAGGCUUCAUUGGACGCAACAAGAAUGCGUACUUUCUGCGUGGUAUGGUUGGCAAGAGGAACAUCAUCCCCAUUGACAAGGAACGCACGGAAAUGGACAAGAGGUAUGCCGACCUCCGCCUUGACGGACGCGAGGAUGAGAUUCCAGAUCCUGAGUAUCCGCAGCAAGAAUGGGACACGUAUCCCCUCCCUGUCUGGAAGCAGGACAUGGCGGACUGGAACGAGGAGGAGUACGACCCGAGCAAGGUGGACCAGCGAAGCGACUACGAGACGCGUGUCAUCGCCAAGUAUCGCAUGAGGCCCUCCCGCACCGGCAAGUACGGCACCUGA
Molecule: messenger RNA, 2223 nt
Organism: Symbiodinium necroappetens
Lineage: Eukaryota; Dinophyceae; Suessiales; Symbiodiniaceae
Source: the annotation of a GenBank genome assembly